AUGAAAAAAUAUUUAGAACCACAAUUUUAUCCACCACAACCUUAUCAUAGAUUUCCUCCAAAUGUAACAGAUUCUGUUCCAAAUGGAACUACAAUUUAUCAUGUUACUAAAGAAUUUGGUGAUGCAUCUAUGGGUGAAUUAGGUCAAAUUGUAACUUCAUUAGCUAAAGCUCAAGCAAAAGCGGAUUCCAAAUUUAAUGUUAAUGUUAUAAUACCUCGAUAUUCUUUUUUAACUGAUUUAUAUCAAAUUCAAAGUUUUACUCAAUUAUCAAUUCAAGUAAGAGAUGAAACAAAUAAUUGGAAAGAAGUUAUAUUUACUGUUGGUCGAUUUUUUUGGAAAUUUACUGAUAAUCUUAAUGUCCUUAGUAAAAAUCCUUCAAUAACUCGAAAAAUUGGUGUAUAUUUAAUUGGUCCCGCAAAAAAUUUUAAACCAUUAAAUUUGGCUUAUAAAAAAGUUCAAAAUAAUUUGGAAAUUUAUUCUUCAUCAUCAAAAUUACCUCAAGAAUGGAAAGAUUUAUAUUUCUGUAAAGCGGUGGCUGAACUAAUUACUUUUCUAAAUUCUAAUCCUGAAUCAUCAUUAUUUGAUAGAUUUGAUCCUAGAGGUGUAGAUAUUGUACAUUUACAUGGAGUUACCAAUGCUUUAGUAUUAGAUUUUAUUAAACAAUUUUAUAGAGAAGAAAGUAAUAAAGUAAAAAGAAAAAGAAAAAGUAAUAAAUUAGCAAAUUAUAAAGAAAUUUUAUUAUCUUAUCCUCCUCCUUCUAUUGUUUACACUUUACAUGAUUAUCAAGAAGAACAAUUUUAUUCUAAUAAAGUUAUUAAUGUAAAUAAAUUUUUAGAUUUAACAAAUCGGGAAGAUCUCACAAAAUAUAUUUAUGGAAGUCGAUUUUAUCCAUCAGCUUUGGCAAUUGAUUAUUCUGAAGUCGUUACUAUUGUUUCCGCUUCAAUGGCUAGAGAAAUGGUUGAAGAAUCUUUGGAAUUUGAAGCAAAAGAAUUAAUUAUUCCAAGUAUUCUUAAUCGAUCAACCACAGGACAUUGGAUUGGUAUUACAAAUGGUGUAGAUUUUAAUUCUUUCAAUCCAUUCAAUGAUUCAAAACUUUUGGAAUUUAAUUCUAGUUUUCCUAGAAAUAUUGAUAAUUUUGAUAAUGAACUUUUAUAUGCAGAAUUAAUUGAAGAAUCUUCUCAAGAACUUGUAAUAAAUGCGAAAUCUAAUGCAAGGAAACAUUUAAUAAAAGAGAAGAUAUUGGAUUCAAAAGAUUUUAAUCGUAUUUUAUUAUUAUAUGUGGGAAAAUUUCAAUAUAACCAAGGAUUGGAAUUUUUCUCUCAUGUUGCAGAAAUAAUAUCAAAAUAUGAUGCCAAAUUUAUUAUUAUGGGACAACCAAAUGAUUAUCCAAUAAAAUAUUUAUAUCAAAUUCAAUCAAAAUAUCCUGAAAAUAUUUUAAUAAUUUCUAAUUUAGAAUUACAAUCAAAAUGGGGAACUUUAUUUAGAGUUGCAACUGAUUUAAAAUUUGUUCCAAGUUUAACAAAAAGUUUUAGAUUAAUUGCAGCUGAAGGAUUAUUAUUUGGUUCAUCUAUUAUAAGUACUGAUAUAGGAGAUUUAUCUGAAUUUUUAAUAAAUAAAAGUAGUAAAUAUAUGAUUGAAGGUUAUAAUAGUUAUUUAUUUAAAUUAGUGAAUGACAAAGAUAAUAAUAAAAAUAAUGAAAGAUAUCAAUUAGUUCAACGAUCAAUUGAAGGAUUAAAAAUUGUAUUAACUAUGGCAUUAGAAGAUUACAUUAGACUUAAAAAUAAUUUACAAGAAAAAGAAAUAUUUAUUAGAAAUUUAAUUAAAGAUGCUUUAAAAUUAAGUUGGAAUCGUAAAGAUGGACCUUUAAAUCAAUAUACAAAAGCUUAUAGUUUAGCAAUGUCAAUUGAACAAAAAAAUCUGAAAGUAAAUGUAUUAUAUUAG
This is a messenger RNA of Diversispora eburnea, 1941 nucleotides long. The record is from the annotation of a GenBank genome assembly. Lineage: Eukaryota; Fungi; Glomeromycota; Glomeromycetes; Diversisporales; Diversisporaceae.